This is a messenger RNA of Leptidea sinapis, 3635 nucleotides long. RefSeq names its product ubiquitin carboxyl-terminal hydrolase 8 (gene Usp8). Gene Ontology annotation, biological process: protein deubiquitination. Gene Ontology annotation, molecular function: cysteine-type deubiquitinase activity. The transcript is spliced from 19 exons. NCBI's taxonomy places the organism in Eukaryota, Metazoa, Arthropoda, Insecta, Lepidoptera, Pieridae. The record is from RefSeq and is a predicted model, not a curated record. Bases 151 to 2916 code for a protein of 921 amino acids.
ACGUUUUCGAAUUAUUGUAAUUACCUACAGUUUUUGUUUGUUCUCCUAAUUUUACAAUAUUACUUGUGUGAUCAAUAAUAACAAAUGUGAUACUAAGGGGUCGUGGUGACUUUAAAAUUCAGGCGUCUUUAAUAUAACUUUAUUUACAAGAUGACUGAGACGCGACGUAUUCAACUACAUUUAGGCAAAUGCAUUGAAGAUCUUGACCAAUUACACAAUGUACCUGAUUUAAAGGCAAAAAAAGUACACUUGUUAUGCAAGACAGCACAAAAGCUGUUCGAAAACGCCGAAGAAGCCCGUGCAAAAGGUGACGAGGAGUAUUCCUACGUCUACUAUAUGAAGUAUCUUCGAGUCGUAGCAUAUAUCAGUAAAGACAAGGAAUAUGUAAAGGACAAAAAAUAUUUCAACAACAUGCUUGGAUCUAAAAAUCCAAAUAAAGCCAUAGAUGCUGCAGAAAAACUUAAAUCCAGUCUAAUAGAAAGGUAUAGUAAAGAGCUAAAGGCAAAAAGGCUUCAAGAGAAUGAAUUGAUUAAGCAAAAAAAUGAUGAUAAUAGAAAGCAGGCAUUUGAAAGUAUUGUAGUUAGUGAACUACCACCUAGUGCUGGAUUACCAGAUCCUGAUGAAGUUACAAUAAAAAGUGAUCUAUUGUAUACCAUACUGAAGAACAGCAAACUUAAAGUUAUGUUGCUUGAUGCACGGCCUGGAAGCGACUAUGUGGACUCGCACAUCAUGCAUCCUGCUUGUAUCAGUGUACCUGAAGAAGUUAUAUCGCCUGGCCAAUCAGCACAUGUACUGGAACAAAACUUGCCACAGGCCUCGCGUCCGGUAUGGGCUGAAAGAGCCACUAUGGACCUCAUUGUGAUGCUGGACUGGAGUAGCACCACUGUGAUACCCGGGAAACCAUUGCACUUACUUAAAACUAUAUUACUUAAGUGGGAUGUCAAAGUACAGUAUUCGAGGCAGCCAGUGGCCCUGUGGGGAGGAUAUGAGGAUUGGUUGCUGAAGUACCCUGCCUUCACAACCAACCCUCAGGCUGUCCUUCCGUCGCAGGAUACCAUGCUUGAUGACAUGUUAGGUGAAAUAGAUUACCCGAACUGGUCCGACCUGAUACCCCAAACGCCAGUGGCUCGACCAAAGCCAGGCGAGCCGCAAAUAGACCGUAGCAGCAAGAUGGCAGCAGUUCAACUGUACGCGGACAGAGCUCGCAGUAUGCAACAGAUCCUGGAGCAGCAACAACAGAUCGCUGACACCUCACUUACUCUAGAGAUGCAGCGGAUCGAAGCUGAACAGGAUUGGGAUAAAGUUCGGCAGCAGAAGGAGACGGAACAACGUGACGAGUUGCGCUCCAUGUUCCAGCUUCGGGAGCAAGAGAUCAUAUCACAACUGAUGCAGUUGGAGAAUAAGCAGUUUGACAUGGAACAAGAAAACCAAACGCUUCGGGAGAAGUUAGAGGAAUAUCAGCGGAAAGAGAAGGAAGAGGCGGAGAAAAUGGCUGAAGUGAUCUCGACCACAAAUCAAUCAAACGAUAUUGAAGUGACAGCCCGUGAGCGUGAGGCGGCCACUCGCGACUUCGAAGCGAAGCGAGCGCGUAUUGCCGCCGUGAACGCUCAACGGAUAACGUUGGACAGACAACGGGAGGCACUCGAGACGGAGCGGAAACGGAAGCUGGCCGAAGCUCGGGGCAAGCGGAAACCGCUCCUCAAGAACGAAGAUGGCGAUGGAUACGAUGAUGUACCGAUGGAUAGCGGAAGUACGGCGGCAAUGAACAGAUCACAGUCGUCACCGAAUAUUGCUAAGUUAUCGUCUGACGAAGACGAGAGUCCGCCGCCAGUGUUCGACCGCAACACCAAGCCGAGCAAGGUGGCACCUUCGAGCGACCUCAGGCACAGGGACUUCCAGCCAGUAUGGGGAGUUGUGGGGCAAGGGCUAACCGGUCUGAAGAACCUGGGCAACACAUGCUACAUGAACUCGAUAAUACAGUGUCUCAACAACACAGCCAUCCUUGUAACCUACUUCUGCAAUGAACAGUACUUGGAACACAUUAAUAGAUCUCACAGCACUAGGGGUGCCAUUGCGGAGGAACUGGCAGCGGUUAUCCGGGCGCUGUGGUCAGGACAGUACCGGUUUAUAGCCCCCAAGGAUUUGCGGAGUGAAGUUGGUAAACAUCAGCGCACGUUCCGAGGCUGUGAACAGCAGGACUCCCACGAAUUCCUCACCAUUCUGAUGGACUGGCUACACCUGGAUCUGCAGUUCACAAUGAAACCGCCCCUCAAGGAAAACUUUGAGCCUUCGGAGCGUGCGUGGCACGAGUAUACGAAGUCCAAGGAGAGCCUGAUACUGCGGUUGUUCUACGGACAGAUCAAGUCCACGGUGCGGUGCACGGUCUGCGGCACACACAGCGCCACCUACGACUCGUUCUCCAACCUGUCGCUGGAACUGCCUCCGCACGCCGGCCGCUGCGCGCUAGAUGAUUGUCUAAAGCUGUACUUAAACGGUGAAACAAUCCCAGGCUGGAACUGUCCAAAUUGCAAGGAAAAACGUGACGCAGUGAAGAAAUUAGAUAUUUCACGCCUACCCCCAGUUUUGGUGAUACAUUUCAAGCGUUUCUACGUCGACCCAAAGGAGUACUCGUGUAAUGCGUAUAGGAAGAAACAGACAUAUAUCGACUUCCCACUCGAGAACCUUGACAUGAGACAAUACUCGCUCAACUGUACGGGCAACCCUAUAUACGAUUUGUAUGCCGUUUCCAAUCACUACGGCUCUAUGGAGGGUGGGCAUUACACUGCGUAUUGUAAGAGUAGUCUUUAUAGAAAGUGGUACAAAUAUGACGAUCACUUGGUGACGGAGAUAUCGUCGAGUGAAGUCAAGUCUAGCGCCGCCUACAUCCUGUUCUACACGUCGUGCGACCGGUCGUGAUCGUGCGUGUAAGGGCGCCCUUAUAUCUCAACGGGACAUUACAUGAGACUAGUUUAUAAGUGCGAGUGCUAAGAUUGCCUGUGUCAAGUAAAUGUGCACUUAAUGUGAGGUCAUCAAUUUAUAAAACCUUUGGAUGGUUAAAACAAGUUUUAUACAAUUGGGCCCUGGGAGAUAGACGUUCAAAGAACACGUAAUUCAGAUUUAUUUGACAAUGCGUAUGCUCGGAUUAACUAAUCCGCCUAUUAUAAUAGUUACGACCAUAAGGUCAUAACCGAAAUUAUUGUUGUUUAUUUUCAAUUAAAAAUGUAAUGUAAUUUAUAAAUUUAUAAGCUUAUAUGUCAGUGAUAAAAGCCUGUACGUAAACUGUAAAUAUAUAUUCGGCUUUAAAAACUAGUACAGUGGGAAAGAAGACAAUUUAUUUGCAAAAAGUGCGCAUCAUUAUAAUUUAGAAGAAUAGACAAACUUUUGAAGUUAUACUUCUUUAGGCGCGUUAUGAAAAAAUGAUGAGAGUAAAAUUUUAAGAUGCGCACGCAUCACUGUAACACAAAAAUAACAGGUUGAAGAUGGUUCCUAAAAUGUUCUGACGUUUGCGUCAUUCGUUUUUUUUUUAUUUCUUUGUCCAUUAUUAGGACUGGCAAAGGGUUACAGCCGUAUUCAUUAUUUAAUAAUUAAUUGUCGAAGCCAUCUUUGCAAGAUUUUUACAAAACUGUUCUUUACGU